UAAUUUGACAAUAUUCAGCGCCGAAUUUCGAAUAAUUGCGUUUCGAAGGAGCGAUUAACUUUAAUUUAUACUUUGAGAUUACAACGUUGAAGAAAGUCUCUUAAUUUAUCCCUCCAAAUUAUAACUUAAGAAGCGUGGACUCUCGAAAGGCAAUUUUUUACUGUUAUAGCUCAAGCGGGCACGCCGGCAUGAUGAAGUAACUAACGCAUAUCGAUGACUUCAAUCUUUACACUGGCCUUAUUUGCCUCUACACAAAAAGAGCGUCUAUACGUGGCUAUUUGCGUCCGCUGUCGGGCAAAAAUCGCACGAUGAUCGAGACGAUCGCGCGAGGCCCAAGUCGUUCAACCGAUAAUCAUAUUUUGUGGAUACAAAUCGGCCACGUGACGGAGGCGAUUCGUAAGAGGUACAGCCUGCCUCUCGACCGACUCUCGGACGGUUGUACAAAAACCGCUUAUAGCCGCUACCGUCCACGUAAUUAUCGGAGAAGAUUAUCGUUUUAACGUUUUACGCCGGCGAGGAUGCGGAGGCGAGCGAAGAAAAAAGAUGCGCAGACAUGCAGACGUCUCGUUAUUAUUAAGCACAAGAACACAUUGAUAUGCGUUCGCCACGGAGAUAGAUUCCUCUUCCUCCUCCCCCUACUCUCUCGUCUCGCUCCUUCUCACCGUCACGCUCGUCUCCCGCUUCCCGAAGGAGAAAGAAGAACCAAGUUGCAGAGUAGCGAUAGGAGCGCGUCAUCCUGAGUGAUUUUCCGGAGGUGGAACCGACCAACGAACGGCGGCGAUCAACCCCCCGUUGAGGGUUUUACUGGAGGAUGACAAGUUGCUGAAUAACGUGACGGGGCGUGCUUUACGUUAAUAAUCGUGAACUUGUUGCCAGCUGAUGCUGAUGCUGAUGAGCGCGAGCGCGCACAAGAGAGAGAGAGGGCGAGGAGAGAGAGAGAGAGCGAGUCCCUUGACCAGCGUUAAUUGAGUAUAACGUAAUUGACGUGGCUUCGAUGAAUGAUCGCCUUCAUUUUUAGUAACGAGUCCCAGAGAGACCCGGCGAGAGAGGAUUUGCAUAUUAAUGGACGUCAGUCAGGAGUCACCGACGACAUGGCAGCAGGACGAGACAAGGACAGAUGCCGAGGAGGCGACGUAGCGGUAGCUACGUGGGACACGUAGGUUUUACAUGGCAACCGAAGGAUCUCCCAUCCCCCGGUCGGGGGACACCAGGACGGUAGGGUCUCUCUGCUACCUAUAAAACUAACCGCGCUCCGUCUCCUGCCGUGCAUUGAGCGACUUGGCAUUCACGCGGCAAGGAUCAUCGCCGAUUAGAGAGACGAGAUCGAGAGACGCAGACAGCGAGAGGAUUCUCAGCGUUCAGAUCGGCGGAUCACCAUGCUUACCUUCCAACUUACUCACGCGAUCGUCCUCCUGGCCGCGAUCUUUCUGAUUGACAAGUGUCGCGCUCAUCCCGCGAUCGCACAACGGCACGAGGCAAGACCAUUGUGUGUGGGCUGCGGCGACAAGUGUGACCAAUGCGAGUUUGGUUUCACAACGUCAACCCUCUGUGGUAUCACGGAAUGCCGAAAAGGCCCCGGGCACAUUUGCGGUGGGCCGAGCGAGUCCUGGGGCGUUUGCGGCGACGGACUGAUCUGCAGUUGCAACCGCUGCACCGGCUGCAGCGUGGACAACCUCACGUGCUUCGCGAAUACCUGCCUGCCCCAUCAGAGCCUGGAGACGCGGAGCUAUCUCGAUAUCUUCGACAGCCCCUUCCCCAUCGACAGAAUCGCCAAGUAAAAACGGAAACCCCAACCCGACCCCCGGAUGGACGAAAAGGACGACGGAUGGAUGAGACGACGAAUGUGAGAGGAGCGAAUGUGUGAAACGGGAAGAAGAGAGAAACGCGGAUAUAUAUUAGCGAUUUUUCCGAAUUAUUUAUUGCAUUUCACGAUGUAAUUUCAUUAGGUAUCCACAAUUGUGAUAGAUAACUUGUCGGAGCCCGUGUCUCUAUCAUCCCCCCCCUUCUUUCCCCCGUUCCCACGAGACGACGGUGCCCCUGUCCGUGUAUAAUGGCAUUUCUGUGAUUUUUUAAUUGCUACGUUAUCCCGUCUUUGUACACGCACGCCUCAAUGAGGAACGCGCGCCCCUGUGUCCGCGCGCGUUUAGCGAGCGUGCGUCGCCGGCUGGAUUGAUCUCGCGAGAUGUUCGAUGAAUCAUCGUGCAUGGUUCUUGGCUGUGAAUCGCGCCUCUCGCGGUGUAGCGAAGGGCGAUCGACGGGGUCCUCCGAUGUGCUUCCCACGCGGGAAGCACCGAAGAGCCGGGUCUCUACCGAGAGUCGAAAAGUCGCGGUGCAAAACCGGAUGGCCGAGAGUGACGAAGAUGCAAAAGCCCUCUCCUCCUCCCCAACCCCGUGAAACAGUCGAUAUGACUUUCGACAUUCCAAUUUGACAUUUCGAGUACAUAUAUAUAUAUAUAUAUAUAUAUAUAUAUAUAUAUAUAUAUAUAUAUAUAUUCUCGAAAACUACAUCGACACUUUGCUUAUUGUAAUAUUUAUUUCCAAUGUCGCUUGGUCAUUAAAGAGUGUCGCAGGGAGAGUGAGAUCUCCUUGUGACGACAGAUCUCCCGAUAAAGCGCGCUUAGAUCAAUAUUAUCAGUCAUGUCAACACGUUGCCUCUCGCUAACUGACCGUAAUAUUUGUUAAUAAACACGAAAAGUAGCUAAUACAGUUGACUUCUUUCAUCGGCACUUCUCUCGCGGCGAUUAGCGAGCGUCGUAAGGACAGCGAGUACUUUACGUAUGCUCUCGGUAUUCCUGCGGAGACCGGACGUUAAUGUUUUAGCGAAUGCCGCCCUAUGUAACGGACAACAGAAUAAAAUUGGUUGCAUUCA
Molecule: messenger RNA, 2869 nt
Organism: Vollenhovia emeryi
Lineage: Eukaryota; Metazoa; Arthropoda; Insecta; Hymenoptera; Formicidae
Gene: Qbp-1
Product: neuroparsin-A-like
Exons: 4
Coding region: 1377-1778 (133 amino acids)
Source: RefSeq, a predicted model, not a curated record